Molecule: messenger RNA, 771 nt
Organism: Cydia fagiglandana
Lineage: Eukaryota; Metazoa; Arthropoda; Insecta; Lepidoptera; Tortricidae
Exons: 2
Coding region: 106-771 (221 amino acids)
Molecular function (GO): zinc ion binding
Source: RefSeq, a predicted model, not a curated record
CUAAAAAAUUUACGUAGAUGGCGACACAAGCGACCCUGCUCUAUUGCGUUUGUUAGCUCUGGCUGUCAGAAGUAAUUUCGGAAAUUCUCGAUAUUUAUAGCAAAAAUGUAUUCAUUUAUGACUGUGGUGCAGUUAAAAAAUGAAUUGCGACAGAGAAAUGCAUCUGUAACUGGUAAAAAAGCUGAUUUGAUCGAAAGAUUGGAAGCGUAUGACCGAAACUUUAAUUUUGGUGCAGACCCUGGUCCUAGUGAAGAUCCUAGGUACGAGUGCCCGCCUGUGUCGUGCUUUAAGGAUAUUAAUGCCGAUUCGCCCAUUCCACCUUUAGAUAGGCACGAAAUUCAGGCAUAUUUUGAAAAAUUUAAUGCCCAGAAUAAAGGCAAAGAUAUGUACGAGUCUCGUUGCCUGCUAACCGCUAGAUAUGCUUCGGUCGGGGCGAGUACUUACUUUCAAGGGCAGUGUAAAGCCCAAAUGAAGAAAGUUACUUACAUAGUGAAUGUAAAAGUGUCUAAAGAAGGUAAUAUCGAACAGGCCAACUGCGAGUGUGCUGCUGGCAGUGGUAUUGAAGCUCAUUGCAAGCAUGUGUCUGUUUUAUUAUGUGCAGUGGAAGAUAUGUGCCGAACUAAGACCAUUAUGGUACAUCAAGUGACAACACAAAAGGCGGGGUGCUGCUGGCCGCACGCGAGCGCUACUCAAUACGUGUCCUUCAUGACAUUGAUGGGCUUACCGCAGAUAUGGAGUUGUUAUUUGCAACAAUUACUUAUAAGGAUUUGA